This is a messenger RNA of Prunus armeniaca (apricot), 558 nucleotides long. Lineage: Eukaryota; Viridiplantae; Streptophyta; Magnoliopsida; Rosales; Rosaceae. The record is from the annotation of a GenBank genome assembly.
AUGGGGUGGCAUUCGAGCAGUGACAGCGACUUUGAUGGCAUGUUCAAUCGCAAGUUGACUAAUAUGGGUUGGUUGCUUGAGAUUGUUAGGUUUGAUACUGAGAAAUAUAUGCAGGAAUACCUUUUGAAGCAAAAGAGUAACAUCAACAAAGAACCAAAUUGUCCAGCAGCAGAGAGAGAAUCUGAAAUUGCUGAGGCCGCACACCCAGUUGCCCCAUCCAUGGUGUCGUCUAGGUCCAAGGGAGAACGUUUGAUGGAGGAAAAGGCACUCAAGAAGCCUGCACUAAUAGAGCCAAAGAAACAAAGAUCAUCUGAUGGACCAAAGCUUAUGCACUCUGCUAUUGCUUCUGCGAGAAAGACUAAUUCUUUGAAAAGAAAAUUCCAGAGCAGAGAUGAUGAUGAUGAUGAUAGUACUAACUGGGCGCCUGUUGAAUGCAAGAAGCAAAGGAUGAUGAUGAUGUUGAAGAAGAAAAAUGCCAAUAAAGGCACCAGCUCGAUCAACAAGAUCACUCCGAAGAGAGAAGAACUAAUUUGGGUGGGACUAAAGUGGCUUUGGUGA